Molecule: messenger RNA, 1365 nt
Organism: Leishmania braziliensis MHOM/BR/75/M2904
Lineage: Eukaryota; Euglenozoa; Kinetoplastea; Trypanosomatida; Trypanosomatidae
Exons: 1
Coding region: 1-1365 (454 amino acids)
Molecular function (GO): phosphatidylinositol binding
Source: RefSeq, a predicted model, not a curated record
AUGGUGCGCCCCAUCACGUACUUCCCGAUCACCACAGAGAUUCUCGCGGAGAACGACGCGAGCUUCACCGUGCCGGAUGUCCCGACCAACGCGCCGCAUCUUUCCGGCAUCGAUGUCGGUGUGCGGCGCAGUGACUGGUCUCGCGGCAACUCGGCAAGCGUGGAUCGGCGGUACAGUGAGGUGGUCGAUCUGCGGGAGCUUCUCACGUACCAAUUUCCAACACUCAUAAUGUCCCCUCUGCCGCGCAAGAACAGCGUUAGCGAUAUCGAGACUUACUUUAGCGCCUCGGAUGCCUUUGUGGCGCAGCGCCACAACCUCCAGUUCUUCCUCAACGAAAUCGCGUACAUGCCGGAAGUGAUCUUCUUCUCUGAAUGGAUAGCGCCGUUCUUCCUGGACCCGCGUGACACCUUCGAGACCGGCACGCUGCUACGCAUGCGGGCAGCCCUACGCGACCUCCGCCUCGCCACACACCCCUUCCGUGAGUGCAGUAAGCGUCACCGCAGCUUCACCGAGUACACCGCAAACAAGAUCGCCGCCAAGUCUAGCAGCCUUGUGCGGUCCGUGGCUAACUUCUUCUUUAGCCCCAAGAACGACGACCACUCAAAUGGCGGUCGCAUCGCCGAUGCGCAUCCCAACGGCAGCGGCAGCGUGCCGGUGCCCACGUCGUCCUCGUCAUUCACGUACGACUGGACGUACCUUCCGCCCUCGGCCAAGUCAGAUGCCUGUGCUUGGGUUCGGGUGUGUGAGCAACUUGCCCGGCGCCAGCAGGCGCUCAAGGCGUCGGCGCGCUCCUUCGAAAAGUACUUGGCUGCGCUGGCGCACACGAGGGACGCGCAGCUGAGGGUGGCGCAAUCGUUCGAGAACUACGAACGUACGCUGCGGUCCAGUCCUGCGCUGGACGCUCUUGGCAGCGAGUACCACCUUGCGGUCAGCAUGCUCGACGCCGUGACGCAGAAGGAACGCGAGUACAUAGAGCGCAAGUAUCUGAACAUGUGCCUGCGGCUCAGCUUCGAGGCCAACUUGAUUGACGCGGUGUUGGACGCGGUGGAUGUGGUGCUGGGUCAGUACCAGUUUCUCUCCAGCGCCCAGCUCAUGAAUACGCGCGACCGCACGCACGAGGAGGCGCUGCUGUACACCCAAGCCGUGAGUCGCGCACUGCUCGUGGACUAUCGUGACCGGUACAGGGUGCUCUACGAAAAGCGCAUGCGAAAUUUGGUGCGAGAACAGGUGGCCCGGCCCGCCAUCGAAUGCGCCGCCUCUGUCCAGCAGGUCACAAAGGGUUCCGAGUUGUUGUGUGUGGUGCAAGAUGCCUCUUUCACCGAAGUGAAUCUUACGGCAGGCUCGCCAGCAGACACCGCUGUGUAG